Balaenoptera ricei (Rice's whale) is the source of this 4048-nucleotide messenger RNA. RefSeq names its product dynein axonemal intermediate chain 7 (gene DNAI7). NCBI's taxonomy places the organism in Eukaryota, Metazoa, Chordata, Mammalia, Artiodactyla, Balaenopteridae. Bases 323 to 2353 code for a protein of 676 amino acids. Gene Ontology annotation, molecular function: microtubule binding; beta-tubulin binding. Gene Ontology annotation, cellular component: axoneme. The transcript has 15 exons. The record is from RefSeq and is a predicted model, not a curated record.
CAGUAAGAAAAAGAGAAUCACCAAAGCUGACCGGUUGAAGCAGCUACAAGAGGAGGAGGAGAAACGACAAAAGGAGGAAGGUAUAAAACACACAGUGAUAACUAUUGUCAUAUGCAGCAGUAUUUACAGUAGCCAAGACAUGGAAGCAACCUAAGUGUUCAUCGACAGAUGAAUGGAUAAAGAAGAUGUGGCACAUAUAUACAAUGGAAUGUUACUCAGCCAUAAAAAGAAACGAAAUUGAGCUAUUUGUAGUGAAGUGGAUGGACCUAGAGUCUGUCAUACAGAGUGAAAGGAAGCCCGUGUGAAAUAUGAAAAAGAAGAAAUGGAAAGACUUGACAUACAACGAACUGAGAAAGAAAAAUUGCGAAAACUUGAAGCAAAAGAUCUAGAAAGAAGAAAUGAAGAGCUUGAAGAACUUUAUUUAUUAGAGGCAUGUUUUCCUGAAGCAGAGAAAUUGAAACGAGAUAGUAGAUUGCUUUCUCAGUGGAAACACUACAUUCAAUGUGAUGGCAGUCCUGAUCCUUCAAUAUCCCAAGAAAUUAAUACUUUUAUUAGCUUGUGGAAAGAGGAAACCAAUGAGACUUUUGAGGCAGUGACUGCGAAGAGUAAACUAGUGCUAAAUUUAAUUGAGAAAUUGAAGUUAAUUUUAUUGGAAACUCCAUCAUAUGAUUUGCAAGAGAAAAAUAUAAUACAGUACCAAGGAUCAAUUCUAGAACUGCAGGAGCUCCUUCAUCUUAAGUUUAACAUAGCCACAGAAAUACUUCUCAGACAAGCUAGUACUUUAGCAGAUCUGGACAGUGGAAACAUGGAAAAAGUCAUUCGAGAUGAAAAUGUUACUCUAUAUGUAUGGGCAAACCUCAAGAAAAAUCCAAGGUACAGAAGUAUCAGAUUCUCUGAGACACAAAUUGGAUUUGAAAUUCCAAGGAUAUUAGCAACAUCUGACAUUGCUCUACGACUCCUACAUACUCACUAUGAUCAUGUCACGCCAUUAGGCCCUGUUCCAACAGCACCACAAGAACACACGUCCACGGUAACUUACUUUGGCAAAGAUGAAGUUAAGAGUGUAGAAGCAGCAGUCAGCAAAGAUCUCCAAGAAGAGUAUAAUGAACAAGAAAAUGAGUCUAACGCAGUUCACGAGGAAGAAACAAAAGUUGACGAACAAGGUGGUAUUGAAGGACAAACGAGUUCUGUCCAGGAAGAACCUGAAGCCACAAAAUAUGAACUGGAGAUGAAAUUAUUAAGUGAAACAGUUUCAGCAGCGCAGUUGUUGCUGUUAGAGAAUGCCCCUGAAAAGCCAUAUUUCUCUGAAGAAAAUGAGGUUGAUUUAUGCCAAUUCACAGCUCUGGGUGGAGUGCACCACUUGGAUAUUUUGGAGCUUCCUCCACAGUGUAAACCAAGGAAGGGCUGGAUGAUUGUGGAAAUACUCAAAGAAGGAUUACAGAAAUAUACAUAUCCUCCAGAAACUGCAGAAGACUUUGAAACAGAAAACGCUUUCCCACCCAUAGAGGUCAUGCUUGAGGUUCAUGAGAACGUAAUCUUUUUUGAGAAUCCUGUGGUUGCAAGGUGGGAUGCUGAAGGUAAACACUGGAAAACUGAUGGCAUCAGCAAUGUAUCUUACAAAUCGGAAGACAGACUUAUAACAUUCAGCCUGGAAACUUUGGGCCCUGUUACCUUGAUUCAAGAUGCUCAUGUUAAUAUGCCAUACCAGUCAUGGGAGCUAAGACCACUUGAUGUGAAUAAAGUACUUCUGACUGUGACUACAGUAUUUACUGAGAUUCAAAUACAAAUUAAGGAAAACCUCUGCAUGUUAGCGUCAAUCAAACUAAAUGACAAAAAGCAUUCCUCUAUUUUGGAAGAAAAGUGGAUGACUCCUGUUUCUUUCAUUAUUGCUUUGAAAGAAGCUGGACUGAAUAUCUUCCCUACUGGACACUCUCACUUUUAUGUUGUCAUAAACUAUAAGCUUCCUUUGGUAGAAGUGAAAGCUUAUCGACAAAUGGCCCUGCUAAGUUCUGCUUUUGCGUUUGGUUGGAGCAAGUGGAAUACAGUAUGUGAUUCUAAAAAAGUUGUAUUUCAGGUGAGGGAACACCUUCCUAAAGAAGAACCCAUUCAAAAUCCUAAUUGGACCCUUUUAAUGUUUAGUGGUGAUAGGGCACAAAGUCUCAAAAUCAAUGAAUACAGUGAUGCAUUCUCUGAAGCCCUUAAAGAAGAAACUGAGUUUCAUUCUACUUUAUAUCACAUGGUUAAGGAUUUUGCUUCUAAAGAAGCAAUGAAGAAAGUUAGGUGUUCCAACUGCCAGUUUGUUGACUCUGUAUGCCACAUGCUACUCUCAACUAGAUUACUCAGCUAUUCUUAAUCCCCACUGAUAAAUUUUAUUCAGUAUGAAGAAUGAAGCAACUUGGAGAAAAAUCCGGUAUUUCUACAAUAAAGUGUAAUGAGUGAAUAUAUGUCAAAUAGGCUGUUAAAGUGAUCUAAUCAGCAUUUUAUACUCAAAUUUUAUUUUCUAAGAAUUAGGGUUUUUUUCCUUAUGCAUACGUGACCUACUGAGACUUCCAACGUUCACUGUAUGAAAAUUUGAAUGGUUCUUUAUUUCAAUAAAUUUUAACAAACAAUAAUAUCUCCUCCUCAAAAAGCUCAUUAAAAAAUCAUAUAGGCGGGCUUCCUCCUCAUUGUAGUUUAGUUAGGAAGGUAAUCACAAAAAGAGGGAAUAUAAAAUAUCUUACAGUCAUUCUGAGAACCUCUGGUUCCAUGCUAUAAUUUCCCAGCUAAAAGUUACUAAUUUACAAAGUUCAGAUACUGAAACUUUAAAAAUCAAGAUUAGCAUUAGCACAUUAGGAUGUGCUGCAGUCACACUGGCGGUGGCCCAUUGUGUUGGAGUCUGGUAAAUGGCCACAAGAUAUGUUCUAGAGACGUCCAGGAGUCCCCAUCCUGUGUGGGAGCAGCAGCCACAGACUUCUGGAAAAAUCGGCCUGUGAAGAAGCUCAUCAAUGCCGCAAAUAGUACAAUGAAUGCGACAGAAAGCCAGAGUGCCUUAUUGGCCUCUCUGAUGGAAGUCUUGAGAUUUGUUGCCCAGGAAGCUAUUGUGUUAUAACUACAAGGAAAACACAAAAUCAGCAUGUGGUAAUCACAAUAAUCUGUUAUUAGAAACAGUCCUUUUGUCAACAAUAAUCAAGUCAUGCAUCUGCCCUGCAUAAUUCCACCAACACCUCCUCAUAAUAAGCUACAUAAGUAUGAUCUAGCCUCUUGGCUUUGGCCACAAUCUGCUCCCCCAACCCCUUAUAAUUUUUAGAAUUAAAGAAAUGAUGUGCUAAGGUAAGAAUCUGAAAAUUAUGUGAUUUAGGCAUUAUUUAACUCCUAACAAGUACAUUUGAGUAUUAAGUUCAUUUUUUCAAUCAGGUAAGGCAAUUUAUAUUCCUGGGGUAGAAAAAAUAAUGUUAUUUAUUGGGUAGAGCAGGAUAUAUGUACUUAUAAACAUGUCACUUAUUUCUCACCAUACCCUGGACUUUUGCUGUACUGAAAUGCUAAAAUUCCUUUUAGAAACACCCACCAAAAAAGCUUAUUACAGCAUCAUAUAAGUCUUUGAAAAUAGUUAACUAUGUGUUUUACACGUGCUAAUUCAUUUACUCAUGACAGCAAAUCAAUGACAUAGGUACUAUUAUCAUCUCUAUUUUAUAGAUGAAGAAAUCAGUGCUCAAAAAUGGAUGAACUUGCCCGGGUCACACAGCUAGUCAGAGAGCUAAUUCAAGCCUGGGCCAUCUGGUUCCAAGGCCAAGUUCUUAACACUGUGAACUCACCUGCCUCUUGUAGUUCAUAGGUUCAGGGAUAAUUGUUAUACACCAUAUGGAGUUUGUUAUUCAUCUUAAAUUUAACAUUUUGAAAGGUCUUUUAGUAAAGUAAUUUGAUUAAUACUGCUAACCCUGCCUUACCUUUCCCCAUUCCUCCAAAAUGGUAUCAUUUAGCAAGUAGACAACUUACAUUGAAAAGACAUCCCAUUUUGAUGGAUUAUUUUUCUUUUCAGAAAGACUUGGCUUUCUUGUCCUUUCUACUGUUU